AUGGCUCUUCAUAGCAGUGCGCAGCAGAUGCAGGCAACACUAUCAGAUGUUGUCAAUGCAUUGCAGAGUGCCUCCAGCGCCGGUUCUGUCACAUCCUCCUCCCUAAAGUUACCGCUGUGUACCGAGGAGGCAUAUGAAAACUUCCUUCGUCGGCUCAGCGUAGACGACGGUUUUGCAAACGAGGCGGUAUGUGCACAUCUACUUGACUGUUUUCAGAUCCGGCAACUGGCCAUGGAAGGUGGUCGAAAUGAGGCAGACUUCCUCAGAAACCUACUGACAGUUCUAUUGGGCCCGCCCUUAUGCCACAACUUCUGUUGGGCGGGCGGAUCCAAGCAGAAGAAGUCCUACAUGGCCUGUCCACUUUUUCCUGUCCUUAAAGGUAAGUCCAAUUUUUGUUUAUUUUCACGCGCAGAUGCCAUUGCUCAACAUCCCAGUUUUGGCAACUGCACUAUAGAGGUAUUUUGA
Messenger RNA from Spirometra erinaceieuropaei, 465 nucleotides. The record is from the annotation of a GenBank genome assembly. NCBI's taxonomy places the organism in Eukaryota, Metazoa, Platyhelminthes, Cestoda, Diphyllobothriidea, Diphyllobothriidae.